Molecule: messenger RNA, 1024 nt
Organism: Sesamum indicum (sesame)
Lineage: Eukaryota; Viridiplantae; Streptophyta; Magnoliopsida; Lamiales; Pedaliaceae
Gene: LHCB5
Product: light harvesting complex of photosystem II 5
Biological process (GO): photosynthesis, light harvesting
Cellular component (GO): membrane
Source: RefSeq, a predicted model, not a curated record
UAGCAUUUCGGAAUUUCAGUUUGAGCUCCACUCUGAAUCCGAUUCCCAUCUCAUCAACCCACUCCCUGAAAAUGGCUUCUCUUGCGGCCUCAAUUGGCGUGUCCGAGAUGCUCGGUAACCCCCUCGGCUUCACCAGUGCAUCCAGGUCGGCUCCAACUCCCUCUAGCCCCGCCACUUUCAGAACUGUGGCCCUUUUCUCCAAGAAGAAGCCAGCUGCACCUGCUCCUAAGUCCAAGCCAGCUGCCGUCGCCCCAGCCAAUGAGGAGCUCGCCAAGUGGUACGGGCCUGACAGGAGGAUUUUCUUGCCUGAGGGGCUGUUGGACAGAUCAGAAAUCCCCGAAUACCUGACAGGAGAAGUACCUGGAGACUAUGGAUAUGAUCCCUUUGGCCUCAGCAAAAAACCUGAGGACUUCGCCAAAUAUCAAGCAUAUGAGCUCAUUCACGCUCGAUGGGCCAUGCUUGGUGCUGCUGGUUUUGUCAUCCCUGAGGCCUUCAACAAAUUUGGUGCCAAUUGUGGACCCGAAGCUGUUUGGUUCAAGACUGGUGCUCUGCUUCUUGACGGGAACACCCUGAAUUAUUUUGGAAAGAACAUCCCCAUUAACCUUGUUGUUGCUGUGGUUGCUGAGGUUGUACUGGUUGGGGGUGCAGAAUAUUACAGAAUUAUAAAUGGCUUGGAUCUGGAGGACAAGCUUCACCCCGGUGGUCCUUUUGAUCCAUUGGGGCUCGCAAAUGAUCCAGACCAAGCUGCAUUAUUGAAGGUGAAGGAAAUCAAGAAUGGUAGACUGGCCAUGUUUGCUAUGCUUGGCUUCUUCCUCCAGGCAUACGUCACUGGAAAAGGUCCUGUUGAAAACCUUGCAGCACAUCUGAGCGAUCCUUUCGGCAACAAUUUGCUAACUGUUAUUGCCGGAUCAGCAGAAAGAGCUCCUACUCUGUAAUUUGUAUAUGCCAUUCUUUUCUGAAACUUGGAUAUUGUAUAAUCCGAUGAGACAUUUCAAGGCACUUAACCAAUAUGGUUGUAUUUGGA